AUGCCAAACUCAAGUCAUGUCGCAAAUGGGCCUGCUCGUUUCAGCUCACUUGGGCACGCGCCACUGCGGGGCUCCCCCACUAGCCGCGAACCGCCCGUCCAUGUCGCCUCCCUGGCGGAGAAGAAACGGCUAUGGUGGACCAAUGCGUUCAUCAACGGCCUCUUCAUAGCUGGAUGGUUCUUCUUUGCCACACUCCUUUCGGUGUACAACAAAUGGAUGUUUUCACCGGACCGUUAUGGCUUCCCAUCACCGUUGUUCGUUACGACCGCCCACAUGUGGGUGCAAUUCGCGCUCGCCUCAUUGCUCCGGUAUACUCUGCCUCGGCAUUUCCGACCAGAGCAGAUUCCAACCCGCGAGGAUUACAUCCGUAAAGUUGUACCCACGGGCAUCACGACAGGACUAGACAUCGGACUAUCCAAUCUGUCCCUGAAGCUCAUCACAUUAUCAUUCUAUACCAUGGGCAAGUCGUCAUCCCUUGUCUUCGUGCUACUCUUCGCCUUCCUCCUUCGCUUGGAGAAAUUCUCAUGGCGACUUAUCGGCGUCAUCUUCCUCAUCUGUGCUGGUGUCCUCUUAAUGGUUGCGACGCAGACAAACUUUGUACUGGGCGGCUUCCUCCUCGUUAUCUUCGCCAGUGCUCUGGGCGGCCUGCGCUGGAGCCUCACUCAGCUAUUGCUGCGCAGCAAAAAUAUCGGGAUGAACAAUCCCGCCGCAACGCUCUUCUGGCUGACUCCUAUCAUGGGCCUCACGCUCGCCAUUUCAAGCGCAGUAUCCGGCGAUUGGGGUAAAGUUUCAGGCAGCGACUUCUUCGCAACGCCCGGGAAGGCCUUCGAGACCGCGUUCUUCCUAACCUGUCCUGGCGUUCUCGCUUUUUGCAUGGUUCUCAGCGAGUUCUACAUCAUCCAGCGAGCCGGUGUCGUCCCGAUGUCCAUAGCGGGCAUCGCGAAGGAGGUUACUACGAUUAUAUGUGCUGCUUGGUUCUUCGGCGAUGAACUGACCCCGCUCAAUAUCACCGGCGUAGCGAUUACGGCGUGUGGCAUCGGAUUGUAUACCUAUCACAAGUACCAGAACUUGAUGCAUUCGGACGUCGCGCUAGACCCUCACGGAAAUCCCCUCUCAGAGGAGGAGGGGGUUAUCUUAGACGGCGACGUGGCUCUUGAGAGCGGUGACCUUGCCGAGCGGGAAAGGCUGACCUCAAAUAUUGACGAUGAAGACGUCAAUGACGAGGACGAACGACAAAAUAGAGUUGUGAAUGCGGCGCAUGAUGCCAACGAGCAGUUGCUGUUCGCAGUUGAAGACGAAGAAGACGAGGACGAAGAUAUCCCUUCGAAGCACAGGCAGCGCCUAGACUCCGUACCUCCUCCAUAUCCAGGAAACGAGUCUGAUGUAUUACACGACGUCUGGCGGGGGCAUGAGGACAUACAUACUUCAUAAUACCAUCAUAUAAUCAGGGGGGAUGUUGGUUACUCGGUUCGCUAUUUUGCGUCUAAU
Dichomitus squalens LYAD-421 SS1 is the source of this 1488-nucleotide messenger RNA. RefSeq names its product TPT-domain-containing protein. Lineage: Eukaryota; Fungi; Basidiomycota; Agaricomycetes; Polyporales; Polyporaceae. The record is from RefSeq and is a predicted model, not a curated record. The transcript is spliced from 7 exons. The coding region runs from base 1 to 1431 and encodes 476 amino acids. Gene Ontology annotation, cellular component: Golgi apparatus; endoplasmic reticulum-Golgi intermediate compartment; cis-Golgi network. Gene Ontology annotation, biological process: UDP-glucose transmembrane transport. Gene Ontology annotation, molecular function: antiporter activity.